AUGGUCUGCUGCCCCGCGCAGCAACCGUCGGGCGACGACCCGGGGGCCAAAAACCCGGCGACGACGGCGCUCUGGAUGGGGCGUGACCUCCUGCCUCCAACCUCCUUCCUUUUUGAGCAGAUCGACACGCUCACGAUCGCCUCGAUCCUCGAGAAGAACCCGGAGUGGAAGGCUGCCAUCGAGGAGGACAUCUCAAACAACAUCUGGGACCCGAGCCACAUCCCAGACAAGAUCAAGGACUCGAUCGGCCCGCCCGCGGACAAGGAGGCCAUCGCCGCAUGA
Molecule: messenger RNA, 282 nt
Organism: Emiliania huxleyi CCMP1516
Lineage: Eukaryota; Haptophyta; Isochrysidales; Noelaerhabdaceae
Exons: 2
Coding region: 1-282 (93 amino acids)
Source: RefSeq, a predicted model, not a curated record